Messenger RNA from Penicillium waksmanii, 990 nucleotides. RefSeq lists its product as uncharacterized. The record is from RefSeq and is a predicted model, not a curated record. NCBI's taxonomy places the organism in Eukaryota, Fungi, Ascomycota, Eurotiomycetes, Eurotiales, Aspergillaceae. Gene Ontology annotation, biological process: protein N-linked glycosylation. The transcript has a single exon. Gene Ontology annotation, molecular function: glycosyltransferase activity. The coding region runs from base 1 to 990 and encodes 329 amino acids.
AUGCGCGAGGGCCAUACUCAUCCUGACGACCAGGCCCAGCAUUCCUCGAAUCGAAAUUCAGCUGUUACUCCGAUUGACACUUCAAUUCACCAAACUAUAAAGAAACUCCCGCAGAGCCGCUAUGCUGUCGCGCUAUUUCUCGGAACAGAAUUUGAUGCAAAGGAAGGUUCCGAGGACGACGAACAUUUAUACUAUGUGGGAGCUCGGACGUUGAUUUAUCAGCUGCUUCAUGCUCCGCGCACGAAAUUCAGGAGUCCAGUUUCUGUUGUGAUUCUGGUCACCAAGGGAGUACACGAAAGUAAGCGUCAGCGACUACGGGAAGACGGUGCGAUAAUAGUCGAGGUUGCGGAUAUAGAACACUCGGUCGAAAUUGCCGUUGGGCGUUAUGCCGAAGUGUUCAACAAGUUACGAGUCUUCGAUCCUAGCAUUAUGCCAUUUGAAAAGGUUGUCUUGCUAGAUUCGGAUAUGGUCAUUACUCGCCCUCUCGACGCAAUCUUUGACGACCCUGCUUCUCAGCGCUCCCUAGUUAAUAAAACUGCGACAAGUGCACUUGCCCCCGACUUGCCCCCGAUACCUGAUAGCUAUGUUCUAGCAUCGACUCCCGACAUCGCUUAUAGGCCAGUUGGCUUUCCUCCUAAUCUAACCGCCGAGGACAAGCGCGACUAUUUCAAUGCUGGUGUGAUCGUGCUGUCACCUUCGACAGAACUUUUCAACCUUUAUCUUGCCGUCCUCAGCCGCACAGAACUAUUCGAUGGCUGGUGGCCUGAGCAAAAUCUGCUCAACUACGUCCACAGCCGGGAUGGGCCGAUGCCUUGGGGAAGUCUUGAUUUGUUAUGGCAUCUUAUAUCACCGAAUGCGGCUGAUUUUGAGGCUGGCAUGGCUAUCCUUCACUGCAAGUUUUGGGAGCCAGCAUUGAAUCCGUGUCACCAGAGUGCGGUUUCCCGACGGUGGGAAAUGCAGGGAUACUGGAGCGGUAGGGAGGAAAGAUAG